GGGGCCGGGGCGCUCCCGCUGCUGCCUUCCGGUUCCGGCGCGCGGUGCACGGCGGGAAGCUGGAGGAGGCCAUUAGGGUGUAGAGCCACAGCACUGCAAACAUGUCGAUUGGAGUGCCAAUUAAAGUCCUGCAUGAGGCUGAAGGUCAUAUUGUGACAUGUGAGACCAAUACAGGAGAAGUUUACCGAGGAAAACUUAUUGAAGCAGAAGACAACAUGAAUUGUCAGAUGUCCAACAUAACGGUGACAUACAGAGAUGGACGAGUGGCACAGCUUGAACAAGUGUACAUCAGAGGUAGCAAGAUACGAUUUCUCAUUUUACCAGAUAUGUUGAAGAAUGCUCCUAUGCUAAAGAGCAUGAAGAAUAAAAACCAGGGUUCUGGAGCUGGGCGAGGAAAAGCAGCUAUUCUCAAAGCUCAAGUGGCUGCAAGAGGAAGAGGCCGUGGUAUGGGUCGUGGCAACAUCUUCCAGAAGCGAAGAUAAUUUUGGUCUUGACCAACAUGCUUUUUUUAUUAGGGGGUAUUAACUUGACUACAUGUGCAUUGGUAUCAGUUUUGUUUAAUAAAUGUUUCUGACAAAAACUUGUCUGCUCUUACAUGACAGGACUUCUCUUGGGCAAAUACACUGUAGGUUGAUUUCAAACUUAAAAUAGCUUUGUCUGGAAAAUAGUGGACUUUAUAUUGACUAUUUUGUAUUUGUGUGAUGCAUUGACUUUUAAAGAUGGUGUUUCCUUUUUCUUGUUUAGUCCUGUUGUCAUUCAUUCUCUAAAGAAUUAGAAGGCAUUCUUGAUGAAGAGUUUUUAAAUAGUACGUUUUAAAGUCAUAUUAGCAGCUGCAUUUAUGGAAAAUACAGCGAAACAGAGGCAGCUUCCCAAGAAGCAAAGCACUAUGUUCUUUUGCUUUAUAUGAACCUACAAUAGAUAGAGGUCCAUCUUCAGGUCUGUGCAUUGAGCUUGUAUUCUUGCGUUUCUUAUUUUUCUCUUUGGAUAGAGGGAGAAUUUUUCAUUAGAAACACAACUUUGAUAGCCUGAGUCUAUAUUUGCAGUGAAGAAUUCUAUUCUAACUCUCUUAGUGGUUUUUCCCUCUGCCUGGGAAAAGAAGACAGAAUAUAAAAUAGGCAUUUUCAAGGAUAAACUUGAAAUGUUUUGUAAAUUUGAAAGGUAGUGCAGGUGUAUGGGGAAGGUCUUAUAAAUGGUUAUCUGUUAAAUACAACUCAAUACAAAUGCUAAUCUGAACAAAACUUAGGAUCAACUUUAGCUUUUGGUCUUAACAUCUAUACAGAGUCAUAUAGAUCAUCGGCUGAUCUGCAGGAAGCCAAAUGUAGUUGUAACUUUAGUUUAUUUUGCGAAAAGUAUAGUGUGGUUGUUCUUACUGACUUAAAUGGUUGAAAUGUUUAAAUGUAACACCUCUGUACCUAAUUACAUACUUGCACACAAUCAGUUAUCAGGCUGUACAUGUGCAAAAUAGCUAGUCUUGCUUUUCUGCUCUGAUGCUGUGAAGACUCCCUUGUGUGCAGACAUGAAAGUUGAACUAAUGUAUUAAUUUGUUGAAUUGUCUGUAAAUAAAGCUGUAUUUGGUCUCACAUCA
Molecule: messenger RNA, 1585 nt
Organism: Aptenodytes forsteri (emperor penguin)
Lineage: Eukaryota; Metazoa; Chordata; Aves; Sphenisciformes; Spheniscidae
Gene: SNRPD3
Product: small nuclear ribonucleoprotein D3 polypeptide
Exons: 4
Coding region: 102-482 (126 amino acids)
Biological process (GO): RNA processing; spliceosomal snRNP assembly
Cellular component (GO): catalytic step 2 spliceosome; spliceosomal tri-snRNP complex; U4 snRNP
Molecular function (GO): RNA binding
Source: RefSeq, a predicted model, not a curated record